This is a messenger RNA of Saccoglossus kowalevskii, 1027 nucleotides long. RefSeq names its product ependymin-like protein. Gene Ontology annotation, molecular function: calcium ion binding. NCBI's taxonomy places the organism in Eukaryota, Metazoa, Hemichordata, Enteropneusta, Harrimaniidae. The record is from RefSeq and is marked provisional. Gene Ontology annotation, biological process: cell-matrix adhesion. Gene Ontology annotation, cellular component: extracellular region; lysosome.
CGAGCAUAUUCGCAGCAUUCAUUCCUAGUUUUAUCGAAUCUGUCUUUACCUGAGUCGCCAUUCAAUACACAGCAAUGAAGUUGGUUCUUGCAUUAUUGUGUGUUGUCGGAGUUGUGUACGGACAAGUACCAAGACCAUGUCUUGCACCACCUCUCUGGGAAGGAAAGAUUGUUGAGAUUGACCCCUCUAAAAAGUUCGAGACGAGAGCAAGGGUUGCAUACGAUGCAUAUAAUGAACGAUUCCAUUCGAUAGAGGAAGUCAACUUAAAUGACAAGAAAGAGUUCUACUCCUCACUGUUCUUGCAUAAAGAGCGUAAAGAAUAUAACCUGAACCUUAAAACUGGAAAAUGUACCUCCAAAGAGCUGACCAGACCUUUCCACUAUAUUGGUAUCCCGGAAAAUGCUACAUUCUAUGGUGAAACAAUCAUUGGAAGUUUAUCUGCACCGGGUGAAGGUGUUACUGUACAGUUGUGGGGCGGCACUACUUCUGAAGGCUCCCGCUAUGCUGGUACUUGGACGGUUAGAGGUUGUAUCCCUGUUCACGAUUCAUAUUUCAGUGAACAUACUGGAUUCAUUUCAACAAGCUUCUUUGAUGUUGUUGCUGGCAUCCACGACCCAGAAGUGUUCAUUCCACCCAAAGAAUGUCUAUAAAUUGCAACUUUUGAUAAAACAACUUCUUUAUAUUCAAUUCAUCUACAGUUGUAAUUCUGAAAAUAUAUGAAGUUUUCAUUGUACUUUAAUUUGUAUUUUAAUCACUAUUUUAUAGACAAAUUAAAAUCAUCUGAAAUGUUAAAUUAUUUGAUCACUACCAUUCUACCAAAAAGAUGGAGACCACUCUGUUUAGAGUGCUUGUGUUUUCUUUUAUUUUUCUGAUGUCUCAAUAUUCAGCUAAUUUUGCUGAAAAUGACUGCUGUAUAAUUUGGGUUUCUGCUUUUCUGCUUGUUAUACAAAUAAAAUUUACCUUAAUAACAGGUAUGUUUUUCUAUAAUGUAAAUUUUAAUUAAAGAAUAAAAAUCCUUCAUUCUUUA